AUGGACUCUGAUAUUGGGUCCCAUUUUGUUUAUCCCCUCAUAGAUAAGCCAGCCAGGUUUGAGUAUAAGCUAGUCAACCAAAAUGGAAAGUUGGCUGAGGUUCCACUUCACAAAGAAUACCAGAAACUAUCCUUAUUUGAGUCAAUACACAAUCAUCAUCAGCAGCAACAACGCUAUGUUGCAGAACAUUCUGAUCUUGGUAACCAUGACUAUCAAUCACGAGAAAACUCGCGUAAGCGCAAUGCUGGUGACGAUGAUGAUGCAGGAGAACGUGAUAGCAUGAUAUCGUGUGAAGACAUUACCUCCUCAGACACUGAUUCUAACACGCAAGUCUCAGUCCUGUCCCGCAUACACUCUUACCGAACAAAUGGUCUCGUACAUCCACCAACGAAAAAGAGAUUAACCUCAGGUCAUGAGCUGAUGGGUUCAGCAAAUUUUCAAGUUGAGUCCCCUGGUAGUCUAUCUGCUACAAUAGCGCCUGGUGGGAAUAACAACAUUAGCACAGUCGAUCUUAGCAGCGCCGUGCGUGAAAGUAAUGGAAAUAUACAAAAUGUCGGACAUAACGGCUAUAAUGAUAAUGCAUCACCCAACAACAAUAGCCAAAAUGCAACUCCAUUACGCGAUCAACUACGUCGUCCAAAAACGCCAAACACAAUCAAUUCACCUAGUCAAACCCCUGUUUCGGAUAUUGAGGAAGAUCCAAUCCAACAGCUACCACUACCUUCUCCUUCUGCCUCACCUAUUCAGCUGGACCAAGAAAAUAAUGAUGACGACGAAUCUUCUGAAACCCCAAGAAGAAUGGCUCGGAGAUUGAAUUUGGAAAUGAUUGAGAAUCAUAUGACAAAUAUUCCUGGCACGCAAGCAGAAUUAAUUAGCACCAUUGAUCAUUUGGCCCAGUUUCUCACUCCACAAAACCAAAAUCACUUGGUGUUCCGAUUGCUACAGAAGACCAACCGGUCUUCGUUAAGCACGUUCAAUGGGUUGCUCAAUGAUUCGUUGAAACGCGACUUGAUUGGAAAUUUACCAGUUGAAAUUGUAAUGAAAGUUUUAUCGUACCUCGAUGCUGAAACGCUUCUCUCAAUAUCGAAAGUAUGCAAAAAAUGGUUCAAAAUUAUCAAUAAUACCAAGCUAUGGACGGAUUUGCUAAAGAAGGACAAACUAAUUACUGAUGAUGCUGUUAUCCGGUAUGAAUUAAAUGAACCCAAAGAGUUGAUUGACGAAUGGUGUACUCUACCUGGUGAGAUUAAUCCCGCCCAAGUUUUGUACAAGAAAAGAAAGAUGAUUGUUAAUCGAUGGUUAGAUCCCAAGUACAAACCAAAGAGAAUAAGUGUCAAGGGACAUGGUAACAAGGUGGUUACGUGUCUACAGCAUGAUGAGGAAAAUAUUGUCACCGGUGUGGAUGACAAGUACAUUCUCAUAUAUAGCACGCAAACGGGACAGUUGAUGAAAGUUUUGGAAGGACACGAAGGAGGCGUAUGGGCAAUGAAGUACUACGGAAACACCUUGGUCACUGGUUCGACUGACAGGUCAGUUCGAAUUUGGAACAUGGCCACUGGAAAGUGCACACAUAUUUUCCGCGGACACACCUCAACCAUUAGGUGUCUUGAUAUAAUCACUCCAGCAGUAAUUGGAAAAGAUGCUCACGGUGAAGACAUUGUCUUCCCAGAACAUCCGUUAUUGGUAACAGGGUCUCGUGACCAUAACAUACACGUUUGGAGGUUGCCAAUUCUUCAAGAGGACGCUGUAGGUGAGACUACGUUUGAUAGUGGAGAAAGUGAAAAUCCCUACUUGAUAGCGGUUCUUGCGGGCCAUACACAAUCGGUGCGUUCUUUAUCGGGGUAUGGAAACAUUAUAGUAUCCGGUUCAUAUGAUUCAACCGUUCGAGUGUGGGACUUGCUUGACAAUGGGAGAUGUAAGCAUAUAUUGCAAGGACAUCAAGAUAGAGUGUACUCAACAGCAAUAGACUACAACAAGAAAGUGUGUUUUUCGGGAUCCAUGGAUUCAACCAUAAAUAUAUGGAAUUUUGAGACAGGCGAGUUGUUGAAAGUUCUAGAGGGACAUUCGUCGUUAGUUGGUCUAUUGGCUUUGGUAGACGGUGUGUUGGUAUCUGCUGCUGCCGAUGCAUCGCUCAGAAUUUGGGACCCUGUAACUGGCGAAUUGAAAAGUAAAUUGAGGGGCCAUGCUGCCGCUAUAACUUGUUUCGAGCACGAUGGAUUGAAAGUUGUCAGUGGAAGUGAGAAAAUGCUCAAACUAUGGGAUGCACAACAAGGGGAAUUUGCCAGGAAUUUAUUAGAUGAUGUAACGGGGGGUAUUUGGCAGGUAAGGGUGGAUUAUAAGAGGUGUGUUGCCGCUGUACAAAGAGUCAAUAGUGCUGAUGAAGGUGAAACGUUCAUUGAGAUAUUAGACUUCAGCGAACUCCCAAAAUUUGAAAAGCUAAAUUAG
This is a messenger RNA of Lodderomyces margitis, 2442 nucleotides long. RefSeq names its product SCF ubiquitin ligase complex subunit (gene CDC4). The record is from RefSeq and is a predicted model, not a curated record. Gene Ontology annotation, molecular function: ubiquitin binding. Bases 1 to 2442 code for a protein of 813 amino acids. The transcript has a single exon. Gene Ontology annotation, cellular component: cytoplasm; nucleus. NCBI's taxonomy places the organism in Eukaryota, Fungi, Ascomycota, Pichiomycetes, Serinales, Debaryomycetaceae. Gene Ontology annotation, biological process: ubiquitin recycling; proteasome-mediated ubiquitin-dependent protein catabolic process.